Cavia porcellus (domestic guinea pig) is the source of this 2197-nucleotide messenger RNA. It is a transcript of the gene St3gal4, whose product is annotated as ST3 beta-galactoside alpha-2,3-sialyltransferase 4. Gene Ontology annotation, molecular function: beta-galactoside (CMP) alpha-2,3-sialyltransferase activity; beta-D-galactosyl-(1->3)-N-acetyl-beta-D-galactosaminide alpha-2,3- sialyltransferase activity. The record is from RefSeq and is a predicted model, not a curated record. The transcript is spliced from 12 exons. The coding region runs from base 589 to 1698 and encodes 369 amino acids. Gene Ontology annotation, biological process: glycolipid biosynthetic process. NCBI's taxonomy places the organism in Eukaryota, Metazoa, Chordata, Mammalia, Rodentia, Caviidae.
UGCUGGAUACCUCGGAGCCAGACCUGUAAUGAACUGAGGAGGGAGUGACGCGCAGCAGAUAGCUUAUUCUAGGUUCAGCUGUACGCAGGCAAUGACUAAGUUUCUGCCGUGGGCAAGUUAAGGGGAAGAAAGGAGAUCCCCGUCUUACCGAAGGAAAACUGGCCAGAGAGAAAGGCGUCCGUGCCGAGUAACUUAGCCACUGCAUGCGCUAUGCCCAGUUCAUGGUAGUUCCGGACCUCAGCGUGACGUGCAAUAAAGGAUUUGUUGACUGACUGACUGACAAAGUCAAAGGCACCACUCAAAAUCAAGUACGCCGCGGGUGUGUGCAGGCAAGGUGUGAUUGAGGGCGGAUCGCGGUCCCCGAGGGAGAAGUCGGCUGACUCUUCCCUGGCGGCUGCAGAGCUUGCCCAGCUUGGGGUUCUCAGCCGAGGAGCACCCCUCCCGCUUCAGCUGAAGAGGAAUCUGCGCGGCCACUUCCCGGGCCCCCCUUAGACCUGCUGCCAGUUACUCAUAUCUUGCACUCAGUCACAGCCUGUCCUGGCUCAUUCCUGAAGGGAGUCCAGGGCAAGCCUUCCCUCCACAGCCGACAUGGUGGCCCGAGGCAGCCGGGAUGACAGUUCUCCCCAGGAUCCCUGCCACCUGCUGAGAAACAUGAUCAGCAAGUCCCCUCCUCUGUGUAUGUAUCCUGCAGGCUGGAAGUUCCUGGCCAUGUUGGCUCUGGUCUUGGUGGUCAUGGUAUGGUAUUCCAUCUCCCGAGAGGACAGAUACUUUGAGCUUUCCUUCUCCAGUGCUGUGGGAUCUUUGUGCUCCAGGAAAGAGAAGACGGAGCCAUGCGUCCAGGGCGAGGCAAGAAGGAUUGUCUCUGUAAUCUUCGGCAACCACUCCCAGAGUCACCCCAUCUUCCUGCAGCUUAAGGAUUAUUUCUGGGUCAAGACACCAUCUAUCUAUGAGCUGCCGUUCGGCACCAAGGGGAGUGAAGACCUGCUACUGCGGGUGCUGGCCAUCACCAGCUACUCCAUACCCGAGAGCAUCCAGAGCCUUCAGUGCCGCCGCUGCGUGGUGGUAGGGAAUGGACACCGGCUGCGGAACAGCUCGCUUGGCAGUGCCAUUGACAAGUACGACGUGGUCAUCAGAUUGAACAAUGCCCCGGUGGCUGGCUACGAGAGUGACGUGGGCUCCAAGACCACCAUGCGGCUCUUCUACCCCGAAUCUGCCCACUUCAACCCCAAAGUGGAGAACAACCCAGACACGCUUCUGGUCCUGGUAGCUUUCAAGGCGAUGGACUUCCACUGGAUUGAGACCAUCCUGAGUGACAAGAGGCGGGUGCAGAAAGGCUUCUGGAAGCAUCCUCCCCUCAUCUGGGACGUCAACCCAAAGCAGGUUCGGAUUCUCAACCCCUUCUUCAUGGAGAUCACCGCCAAUAAGCUGCUGAGGCAACCGGUGUAUCAGCUUCGCAAGGUCAAGCAGAAGCCGACCACAGGCCUGUUGGCUAUCACCAUGGCCCUCCACCUCUGCGACCUGGUACACAUCGCUGGCUUCGGUUACCCCAGCACCUUGGAUAAGAAGCAGACCAUUCACUACUACGAGCAGAUCACACUCAAGUCCAUGACGGGGUCAGGCCACAACGUCUCCCAAGAGGCCAUGGCCAUCAAGCGGAUGCUGCAGAUGGGUGUUCUCAAGAACCUUACCUACUUCUGACUUGGCAAACGAACACGUCAGUUGUCUGCCCACUGCAUGGACAACCCUGUCCAUGGCCAUGAGGGUAACUGGUCCAGCACUACCAACUGGACUCACCCUCCCCUGUGUGGCAAAGGGGUUCCAGGACUGGCCCAGCCUAAGAUGAGUCCGCACCCCUGGUUGCUUUCACGGAGCCCUGAGCCAGCCAGGAUACAGGCACCAGGCCACAGGAGCCCAUCUGAGGUAGGGGGUGUUUUGCUGAGGCACCCCCUCUCUGCCAGCACCCAGAGAUUAUUUAAUGGACUAUUUAAUUAUGACAGAGGAGAGUGCUGUGGGCUGGUCCCAUGGCAGUCAGAAGUUUUUAUAACAUGUGAUGGGCCUCCCAGGAGAGUGGAGGUGUCAGAAUUGGUGGGUGCCCUCCAGAGAGGGGUUGCUACCUCCCAGCGGGCAUGGGAAGAGCACUAGCAAGGGGGGGUCACUCAAAAGUGGACCUCAUUAAAAUAUUUUUCCUAAAACGGAA